Nipponia nippon (crested ibis) is the source of this 1776-nucleotide messenger RNA. It is a transcript of the gene AOAH, whose product is annotated as acyloxyacyl hydrolase. NCBI's taxonomy places the organism in Eukaryota, Metazoa, Chordata, Aves, Pelecaniformes, Threskiornithidae. Gene Ontology annotation, biological process: lipopolysaccharide catabolic process; negative regulation of inflammatory response. Gene Ontology annotation, molecular function: calcium ion binding; acyloxyacyl hydrolase activity. The record is from RefSeq and is a predicted model, not a curated record.
CCCUCGUGGUCCUCCCAGGCCAGCAGGAUGAGGGGUUCUAGGCAAACAUUCCUUAAUUUAUUCUGCAUCCUCUGGCUCCCACUUCUGCUGAAGGCUGCCUCUUCCUCCCCUCUCCCCCAUGGCAACACCCCACCACCCGCUUCGCUCCCCUCUGGGCUGUACAGAGGACAAACCUGCGUCGGAUGCGUGCUUGUGGUGUCUGUAAUUGAACAGCUUGCACAGUGGCACAACAGCACAGUAAAGGCAGCCGUGGAGAAACUGUGCAACUAUAUACCUGAGAAACUGCAAGGUUUCUGUUACGUACUUGCUGAACUUUACGGACCACACAUUGCUGAACUCAUAGACAGGGAAAUGAAUGCCGAUGUGGUCUGCCAUUCCUUGAAGCUAUGUAAACAGGAUCCAGGACAACCGCUUUGUCAUCUCUACCCUCCUCCAAAGGUGGGGCUGAGUACUGCAAUAAGAAAAGCAAAAAGGAUUAUGAAGACUUCCAAGGACCUGAAAAGCUUCACGGGGUUCUCAAGUAUAUGUGCAUUUCCUCUUCUGGCUAACCUGUGUGAGAAGAUUAAAUAUGUCAUAAAAAAUAAACUGCCUUUUGAAGAUUUCGAUGGAGAUAAAUUUAGUACUUUCCCGACGUUGAGAGGCUAUCACUGGCGAGGCAGAGACUGCAAUGACAAAAACACCACCGUGUACCCUGGCAGACGUCCUGAUAACUGGGAUGUGAAAAGUGACUCAAACUGCAAUGGCAUAUGGGGUGUGGACCCAAAAGACGGAAUUCCCUACGAGGAGAAGUUCUGCAAAGGUGCGGACUCACAAGGGGUCGUGCUGUUGGGAGACUCGGCCGGCGCUCACUUCCACAUCCCUCCCGAGUGGAUGACCGUCAUGCAGAUGUCAGCGAAAUCAUUUGCUAAUCUCCCAAUGGCUUUCACCGACGAGCUUGACUGGCCCCAGUUCUCAGAGAUCACUGGAUUUCUGAACUCCACCAUUGGAGGCUGGACAGACUCUCUGUAUCUACGUUUACGCAGGAGAAAUCGCUGUAAUCACAGAGACUUACAGAACAUUUCCCAAAAUGGUGGUUAUUCAGGAAACCUCCUCUAUUUAAUAAAAAGCUUGGCCAGAAACCAGCUGUUGGACAAGCCAGCCAUAGUUAUCUACGCUACAAUUGGGAAUGAUGUCUGCAAUGGGAACCGUGACACGCUGGCUCACAUGACUACACCCAAAGAGAUGCUCUCCAACGUGGUUCAAGCUCUGCAAUACCUGGACUCCCGUCUUCCAAAUGGCAGCCAUGUGAUUUUAACAGGCUUGGUAGAUGGCCGCUUUCUCUGGGAUAACCUGCAUGACAGAUACCAUCCUCUAGGGCAGCUGAACAGGGACAUCACGUACAGUCAACUUUAUUCUUUCCUCGACUGCCUCCAGGUGAGCCCCUGCAGCGGCUGGCUGACCCCCAACGAGACCCUCAGGAAUUUGACCUCAGAGAGAGCUUUACAACUUUCCAAUGUCCUGAAAGAAAUAGCAACAUCUAAGAAAUUUGCCAACUUUGAUAUUUUCUACAUGGAUUUCCCACUGAAACAAACGGCCGAGGAGUGGCAGAAGAUGGGAGGCGAGCCCUGGCAGCUGAUUGAACCCGUUGAUGGCUUCCACCCCAGUCAGAUUGCUGCAGCCCUUGGAACAAGCAUUACCUGGCAGAAGAUGCUACAUGAAUGGCCUCAAGUGCUUGGAAAGGAGAAUCCUUUCAACAACCAGAUUGAAGCUAUAUUCAAAGAUCAAGGUGGACACUGA